CCAUAUUUGGGUGCGCAUCGGCGGCGCGUGAGCUCAGGAAAGCAUUUCGGGGGACUAAAAUGAGCUUUUGUCCGUCGUUUAUCACAGGGAGAAAAAACACCUAAACGCUGUUGUCGCAGAAGUUGACCGCGCCACGGUUGCGGGAGAAGACGGCGUCCAGCUGCGGGAGGCAGAGCGUUGAUUCACAGCAACUCUGACACACGCAGCGGAGGGGGAAAAAAAACCUUGACACUCGAAAACUGAGGAGAUACAGUGAUCCAACGGUUUUGUCACAUCGCUGCAUCUCUUCUCCCCCGCGGGUCGAUUUGCAUAUUGUGGAUUUGAAGCGUGUGGCCCCAAUAUAAAGGCCGGCCGGCGGAUCUGAGACGCCGAGGUGGAAGAGGAAUUGCACGUCCUGCGCUAUUAGUCAGACUCUGACAGAAAUAGAACGCACCUUCUUCUGAGGAAGUCUGCAAUUAUGUUAAGAGACUGACGGGUGCGACACCAUGACGACGCUGCUGGACCUGAAGAGCAGCGUGCUGAGGCAGGUGCAGAGGAGCCAGUCGCUGAGGAGCCGGCGGGAGCCGCCGCCCACCGCCGGCAGCCCCCUCACCCACUGCCCCGAGCCCCUGCCCCGCAGGGUUUCUGAGGAGAGCGCCGAGUUCUUUGAGCGCACGAGCGCCAUCCUUCAGAAACAGGAGAACAUGCUGCGGGCGGCCCAAGCCGAGUGUCAAAGAGGGGCCUGCACAGUACCACCGCCCCAAGAGCAUGUGGACCAGUCCUUUAUCCCCGACAGAAUCAGCAGGACGGAGCUGGACCUGCUUUAUGAGGAGGCUGUGUACACGGUGGUCAACAGGGUCGGAGUGCCUCCGCCGGAGCAUGUGAAAAGUGAUGAAGAGCUAUUUGCUUAUCUAAUCAAGGUGUUUGACAUGGGCGAGGAAGAACAUGACAUCAUCCUCCAGAAGGUUCAGGAAGCCAAGCGAGCCAGCUUUUCUCUGAGAGUCUCCGUCAUGAAAGCCAAGAACCUGAUGGCCAAGGAUGCGAACGGGUACAGCGACCCCUACUGCAUGCUGGGAAUCCUGCUGGGCCAGAGCCCGCGGGAGGCCGAGGAGAAGAAGGAGCGCAAGUUCAGCUUCAGGAAGCGCCGGGAGAAGCUGGAGAAGCGGUCCAGCACCAAGGAGGUGCUGCCCGCCCGCUGCAUCCAGGUGACCGAGGUCAAGCCGGAGACGCUGAACCCGGUGUGGAACGAGCACUUCCUGUUCGAAAUCGACGACGUCCAGAACGACCUCCUGCAUCUCGACAUAUGGGAUCACGACGAUGACGUGUCCGUCGCCGAGGCCUGCAAAAAGCUGAACGAAGUCAGCGGGCUCCGUGGAAUGGGCAGGUAUUUUAAGCAGAUCGCGAAGUCGGUGCGCGCCAACGGAUCGGCCUCGUCGGGCUCCGAGGAGAACGCCGACGACUUCCUCGGGUGCAUCAACAUCCCGCUAAACGAGAUCCCAGUUGUCGGCCACGACACCUGGUUCAAGCUGGAGCCUCGCUCGAGCGCCUCUAAAGUUCAGGGAGAAUGUCACCUGAUAAUGAAGGUCUUCACCAGCCAGAGAGACACGACUUUGUCCAGGAAGGACUCAAACGUCUCCAUUCAUAAAAAACUGCUGAGUCAGAUUGUGGAGUAUGAGCACGCUCACGUCAAGAGGGAGCCUUACAACUGGAACGGGCAGGUGUGCCCCGCGGCGUGGACCGUGCUGACCCACCACGCUGUGCAGACGGACCUCUCGCCCCUGCAACAGGCCAUUAUCCGCUGGCAGUGCUACAGCAGCCACCACCGGGCCCAGAGGGUGUGCUACUCCCUGCUGCUGCGCCUCCUGAGGACCAUCGAUGCCGAGUGGGACCCCCCUGCUGUGAGGGGCGACCUGGAGAGGCAGCUGUCAGACAGCUUCAGGCUCUACACGGAGCACUGCCUGAGCCUGAUGAAGAACAUGCGGCAGGUCUUCCCGUGCACCAGCGCCGCGGCCAUCACGCGCUACGAGCUCAUGCUGAGGGGGGUCGGCUACAUGCAAAACAUGCGGGCAUUUAAGACAGUGUGUCCUCUUCGAAAUGAACUGCAUUUGGACAUCACUACAGCUGUCAAGAAAGGAACGGCGGAGUGGUACGAGAGCCUCAUAGCGAGAUAUAAACCAGAGGAGGGGACGCUGGAGGAGCAGCUGAAGAAGCUGGUGGUGGUGGUCGACGCCGUGUGUGCGGACGUGCAGCGCGGCCAGAACAUCUACAACAAACUCUUCUACAGCGCUGUGAAAGUGGACUUCUUCAGCAUCGCGUACAGGCAGCUGGAGAAGCAGGUCGCUGACGACGUGAACGUGGCGAUGGAGCGCGUGUGCGGUACCCUGGAGCAGGAGAGCUCCAGGCUGACGCAGACGAUGGGGGAGACCAUCUUUGAGCUCUUCGUGUCCCUGAAAAUCCUCAAAAGCUUCCGAGAGUUCCUGCCCCUCAAGGACGCGAAGAUGCUGGCCUUGACCGUCUAUCACAACUGGUUCAAGUCCUCCAUCCACAAGUGGCUGCAGAUCAUUCACGACAGAUCCUGCGACCGGAUCCGAAAAGCGGUGGACACGGACAAACUGGAGCCGGUGCAGCAGGCCAAACACAGCUCGUCCGCCGUGGAGGUGACGGCGUGCUUCGGCCAGGUCCGAGAAAUCUGGACCCAGCUGGCCUGGCCGGACUCGGCCGGCGCCUUCAUCUUCAUCACGCGCCUGACGGACAAUUUCUGCAGCGAGGCCGUGUGGUACUCGGAGAUGAUCACGCACAAGAUCGAGCGGAGCCAGCUGGGCCGAGACCACAGGAGCUUCACGGUGCAGCUCUGCGUAGCCCUGAACAACACGGACCACGUCCGCGUCUCCCUCGGCCGCCUGCCGCGCGACCUGGACUGGCCGGCGGUGGAGCGGGCCAUGGAGGAGUCGUGCGGCGCCGAGGGCAAGGAGCAGGUGUACAAGGCCCUCAACGGGCAGCUGUUCAACAUGGACCUGGACCUGCAGAGGGAGGCCAAGCGGCUCAUCGCGCUGCUCACCGACAAGAUGCUGCCUGAGCUGCGCAGGUACAUCCAGCACAUCAGCCUGUCUCCAGACUCCAUCAACAAUGAUGACGCUGUGUCCCCUCUCAUGAAGUACCUGAAGGACACCAUGGUCCUCAUCACCGAUAACCUGGUGAAGGAGAACUUCUCUAGGGUUCUCCAGAGCAUGUGGGAGCUGCUGCUGCGAAUGAUCCUGGACGCAGUCAGAGAAAACAGAGGCGUUCCGGUGGAGUUUUACAACCGCUUCCAGUACACGGUGGAGACCCUGCUGCAGUUCUUUCACGCGAAGGGAGAGGGCCUCUCCCUGGAGGACAUGAAGAGCGGCGACUACAAGGUCCUGGACGAGGAGCUCCGGCUGAACAAAUGCUCCUCGUUCGAGCUGAUCGAACAGUACUAUCUGGAGAAGAUUUCCCACCAGAAAACGCUCAAACACACGCGCUACGGUCGGGUCAGUGUGAAGUGCUACUACGACGCUCCCGAGCAGAGGCUGACGGUGGAGAUCCUUCACGCCGCCGACAUCAUCGCGCUGGAUGCAAACGGCCUGAGCGACCCCUUCGUCAUCGUGGAGCUCUGUCCUCACCACCUGUUCCCCACGGCCAAGAGCCAGCGCACGCAGGUGAAGCUCAAGACGCUGCACCCGGUCUUCGACGAGCUCUUCUACUUCCACGUUAGCCCUGAGCAGUACCGGCACAGGUUCGCCUGCCUGACCUUCACUGUGAUGGACUACGACUGGCUCUCCACCAACGACUUUGCCGGCGAAGCCGUGGCGCCGCUCAGCGACUUCUGCUGGCCCGGCAGGCCCAACGCCUCCGCCGCCGGCAAGAGCGUCCAGCCGGCCAUCCUGCACCUGUCGCGCAGUAAGCCGAGCGAGAAGCCAAUCAUGAGGAUGCUGGACGCUCGCACUGGAGACAGAGAGGCUCAGGAGUUUGUCCGCAGGCUGAAGGAGAUUGAAAAGUCAAUGGAGGAGGAGUGAAAGCUGUCGGCGCCGGCUGUGUUGGUGUUUUCUGCUUUUGUACUGGUACGAUGUUUACAAUAUUUGAAUCUUUUUUUUUUUCCUUAACAUUAUUGUUUGUUCAGUGAUCAAACCAAAAUGAAAAGAGGAAAAAAAAGGAGGCGGAACAGCGGAGCCCAUCCCUGUUUGCUAACUGGGACCUGAACAUCCCAUCACUGUGCAACUUUACGCCGUCUCAGUUAAACUCUAUUUUAGAAAUGAAUGGAUAGUUGAUCCUAAAUGUCACUAGUCUAUAUUUUUUGUAAUGAGUAACGUUCUCUUUGUUGUAUGAUCUUUGAUAUGAUAGAUUUCAGAACUAUUUUGUGGAAGUAGCUUACAUAUCCAAUAGUAUUGAGUCAGUCUAAUCUAUACCUCAGAUAUGAUCAUUGGUCGCAGGGGAUUUUGAAAGGCAUUGAGAUUUUAGACAUUCCUCACAGACAUCGUGGAGGUGGAAGUGCUUAAAAUGCCAACGCGUGAACUUACGCUGAUAUUUCGGAAUCCUGCAGUCACAUAGCAACAAACAGGCAGGAAUAAAAGCGCGAGGGUUCGUGGUGACGACCAAGCACGUGAACCUUUAGCUUUGGGUAGCUGCACUUUCCGAGGCUGGGUGUUUUAAGGCCGGUCAGACAGAUCCGCAGCGGGGAGGCCCCCGGGGCCCACGCCGCGGUCCGGGUUCACUGGACUUUUCAGUGCGGCCGCUCUAAAUGUCGAGGGGUCACCGAAGGCGCGGCGGAUCCCUCUCUGUUCGCUGCAGCUCGGGUCGACGUGUGGUCAAACCUGAACACGCUGGGAAAUCAGUCGGUUUCAUCUAUGUUAAACUCCCAUUAAAGCAGCUGUGAUGGUGUUUUGUUUUUUUUCAGCGGAUUGUAGCUUACGCGUACAGUAAGUACCCGUGUAAUCGUAUAACUGUAGCUGAAUAGGGUUUAAUUUUUGUUUCAUUUCUUCUACAUGACAAAGGGAUUUAUGAAUAGAAUCGACAAACUCCCUUUUGUUCUUGUCUCACUGGAGCUAAGAGGACUGCUGAUAGCGGUGAGUCAUCUAUAUUUUAACGGUUAUGGGGAUAUACCAGGAGACCAUAAUGCCUCAUAAUUGAAAGGGAGAAAAUACAAUCCUGACAUCCUCAGACACGCAGUAUGUGGCACAGUGGGCGACCGUCUGUCCAGAUGGUGGAGGUAUAAAAGCGCGUAGAGAAAACCCGCUAAUUGCGACUAAUGAGCUUGCAUGGUUUUCAAAGUUUGUGAAAACAGCCUUCGAACACAGCGAGGCUUUGUAAUUCCAGCGUUAAAGCAUCUCUCUCCCGAAUUUGAGAUGGUGUCUCGGUAUGAAGCCCAGUCUUCUGGGUUAGGAAAGAAAGGGAGAGACUAAUGAACCUGUGCGCUAGCAUAAUUAUACACUUAGGGGACAAAGCUGGGUCUGUCUGACUGCAGUAUUCACUGAUAAUAACUCAACACCAGCUCUCGCCCAUUCUCUAAAGCUCUUUGUCUGGGAUCGAAACAUUUGUGGGAAAAAUGUGAAAUGGUAUCAAACCACACUCUGGGAACCUAGAAUUGUAAUGCAAUGUUACCAUUAGCAGAUAGAUACAAAUUGUAGAACUAGAUUUUACUCAAAAACUACAGUAUUAUGGAUAUUAGAGAGAUGUUGUAGCAAAUCUCUAUUUUCUAAAGUGAGAAUAAAAGGCAACUCUUAAACACAAUGUCGAGGACUCGGAAGCUGAAAAGCAAAACAAUGGAGGCACAGAAAUUACUGAAAAGUCUAUAAUGUGUGUCCAUUAAUUAACUCUGAGUGAGUUCAUUGUAGGAUUUUCCUAAACCGUCUCUGUGGAGAGCUAUCGACCUCGUCAUAUGCACAUCAUCACGUUUACACAUUUACAGUAUUAUGCUUUUAUUGUGAAAACUGGUUUGUUGACCACCCAGCUGUUAAAUCAGAUGGGUGCGAUAUAUUUGCUGGUGAGUAAAAUAAAUGUGCAAAGAAAUACACGGUUGGGGGGGUUGGAAGUUCAUGGAUGUAACAAAUGCAAAAAUGACAUUUUACUCUGAAAAGACAUAUAGUGAGAGAUAACUGAUUAACACUGUAGCACGUACUAAGAACUUAGCACCAAAACCUUCGCACCGACAGCGUUUUGAUAGUGAUGUACCUUUACAGUAGCUGCUUGUGUAGUGCUUUGUCGUUACCUUGUGAAGUUGUUAAGGAUGAAGUACGCAAAAAAAAAAACAAAAAAAAACACGUGGAUGCCUGGAGGCCGCGCCGCGUUGCAGGGAUCCUUCAGGCGUUCGAGGAGCCCGCGUCACGGGACCGUUCAGUCCGUUCAGUCCAUCUGCACAGCACCUGCUUGUAAGUUUGGGUUUGAUGUCGUGGACCGGACUCGUAUGUUAGCACCGCUACUGAGAGGUCCCUGUUUCAUUUUGUUGUGAUGAAUGAAGACAGAAGGGGUGGGAUCUGAGCGGUAAAGGGAGAAACUGACCACACGCCCGGUGAAGAAACGUCGCACAAGUGCUCACAUUUAGUGCAGUUUUAGCCAGAAUCAAGAAUAUUGAUUCAUAAUAAAUUACAACCAUCUGCAAAGUUAAUUAUUAAGGUUCCAUUCAAGAUUUGUCAUUACAGAUUUGAUCCUUGUUAUGGAUUAUGACUUAUUAUAAACUGGCCUGUGUGACUAAGCUUCCCAGCAGCUCUUAGCUUUACAUUGUAAUGUGCAAUGUGCAGUAUCUACGUAUACUGAAUUCACCAAGAAGAAUCAGAUCCUUUAAUGCUUCAGCGACUUCUAAGGGCUGUGUUCAGUUUCAUUGUUAGCGACUUGAAUGUCAGUGCUGCCAUGGACUCGUUUUAUUUGAGGUACUAAUCGAGUGUUUUGUUCGUCGUCGGCCAUUCCAAAGUAAAAUGAAAACGCCCGUGAACGUAUCUUCAGGCAAAACGUCUUCAGUUUGUUAUUGUGAAUGUGAAUUAUUUGUCCUUGAAUUGUAAAUGCCUGUGUUGCUGUUUGUUGGAUUAUACCUUUGGGAGAUAUCUAUGACCUUGAAUUAAAAUUGCAUUUACAUUUGAA
Messenger RNA from Betta splendens (Siamese fighting fish), 7068 nucleotides. RefSeq names its product BAI1 associated protein 3 (gene baiap3). The transcript is spliced from 35 exons. The record is from RefSeq and is a predicted model, not a curated record. Bases 486 to 4013 code for a protein of 1175 amino acids. Lineage: Eukaryota; Metazoa; Chordata; Actinopteri; Anabantiformes; Osphronemidae.